AUGAGGACGACCUCUUACAGAUCGACUAUCCGUCCACCAAAUAUACCGUACAGAUCGACUAUACGUCCGCCAUAUAUACCGUACAGAUCGACUAUCCGUCCGCUAAAUAUACUGUACAGAUCGACUAUCUGUCCGCCAAAUAUACCGUACAGAUCGACUAUCCGUCCGCCAAAUAUACCGUACAUAUCGACUAUCUGUCCGCUAAAUAUACUGUACAGAUCGAGUAUCCGUCCGCCAAAUAUAUCGUACAGAUCAACUACCUAUCCGCCAAAUAUACCGUACAGAUCGACUAUCCGUCUGCCAAAUAUAUCGUACAGAUCGACUAUCCGUCCGCCAAAUAUACGGUACAAAUCGACUAUCCGUCCGCCAAAUAUACCGUACAGAUCGACUAUCCGACCUCCUACCGAUGUACCAACAACUAACGAUCAACGGUUGACAGAUACUGAUCCUGCGUGA
Molecule: messenger RNA, 456 nt
Organism: Arabidopsis lyrata subsp. lyrata
Lineage: Eukaryota; Viridiplantae; Streptophyta; Magnoliopsida; Brassicales; Brassicaceae
Product: proline-rich extensin-like protein EPR1
Exons: 1
Coding region: 1-456 (151 amino acids)
Source: RefSeq, a predicted model, not a curated record